AAAAAUCCCGCUGGGUCUGUUUCCCAAACUUUGGGCCUUUCUGGGGGGUUUUGCUGCCGGUUCUGCAAUUCUAUAGGUAACAAGGACGACAGAACUCCUUCACAAGUGAAACCCCUGCCCCAUAAAACCGACAGAAAAGCCAUGGAAAUCGAUCAAAAUUUAGCUCAGAAGAAGCAAAAGAACAAGCACAAGAGAAGACAUGAAGAGGCUGAAGCUGACGCCGCAGAGGCAGAGGUGGUUGUAGAGUCGAAACAUGAGAAGAAAAAGAAGAAGAAAGAGAAAAAAGGAGAGAUUUUGAGAGAUGGGCUGUCACCGGAUGAUGAAAAGGCUGAAACUGGAAAUGGGUCAAUUGAGGAAUAUGAAAAAAAGAAGAAGAAAAAGAAGAAUAAGGGGAGUCAUGAAGAUUCGGUGAAUAAUGGGUUGUUGCCAGAUUCUGACGCAAAGACUGAAACUUGUAAUGGGUCAGUUGAGGAAUCAAAGAAAAAGAAGAAACAUAAGAGCAGCAAAUUGGAAGAGGAGGCCAAUGGGGCAGCUGAAAAUGUUAAUGGCUCUUUGGAGAAAAGUAAAGAGACAGAGAGAAUUGACGGUACGGAAGUCAUUGAGAAUAACGGGAAUGUGGUGAAGUCAGGAAAAGAUGUUAAUGAUUCAAAGUACAAGCCUUUGGAAUCAUUUGCAGCAUCAGGGCUUGCGGAUAAUGUGCUGGAAUGCUGCAAGAAUUUUGAUAGACCAUCGCCAAUUCAAUCCAAUUCGUGGCCUUUCCUGUUGGAUGGUCGUGACUUUAUUGGCAUAGCAGCCACUGGAUCGGGCAAAACGUUGGCAUUUGGGAUUCCAGCUAUUGUGCAUAUUUUGAAUAAGCGAAAGAGUAAAACAUCUAAGAAAGUCAAUCCACUUUGUCUAGUACUUUCGCCUACAAGAGAAUUAGCCCAACAAAUUGCAGAUGUUCUAUGUGAUUCUGGAAAACCUAGUGGAGUGAGUUCUGUCUGCAUAUAUGGAGGAACUUCCAAAGGACCCCAGAUAUCUGCUUUAAAAUCUGGCGUGGACAUUGUUAUUGGAACACCAGGUCGUCUAAAGGACUUAAUUGAAAUGGGAGUAUGCCGCCUUAAUGAAGUCUCCUUUGUGGUACUAGAUGAAGCUGAUCGGAUGCUUGAUAUGGGUUUUGAACCAGAAGUUCGCGCCAUAUUGAGCCAGACAGCCUCUGCUCGGCAAAUGGUUAUGUUUAGUGCAACAUGGCCUCUACCAGUUCACCAACUCUCUCAAGAAUUUAUGGAUCCCCAUCCUAUUAAGGUAGUGGUUGGAUCGGAGGAUUUAGCUGCUAACCACGAUGUCAUGCAAAUUGUGGAGGUUUUGGAUGAUCGGGCACGCGAUGAGCGCUUGACAAACUUAUUAGAAAAAUACCACAAAUCGAGAAAGAAUAGAGUAUUAGUUUUUGUACUCUACAAGAAAGAAGCAUCUCGGGUAGAAAAUAUGCUACUGAGAAGGGGAUGGAAAGUUGUUUCCAUAAGUGGUGACAAAGCACAAAAUGCCCGUAACCAGGCACUCUCUGCGUUUAAGGAUGGAAGUUGUCCGUUGCUGAUUGCAACUGAUGUUGCUGCUCGAGGCUUAGAUAUCCCUGAUGUUGAAGUUGUAAUCAACUACAGUUUUCCUCUUACGACGGAGGAUUAUGUGCACAGAAUUGGAAGGACCGGACGAGCUGGUAAAAAGGGUGUCGCUCACACAUUUUUCACAAAAGAAAACAAGGGUCUUGCCGGGGAGUUGAUAAACGUUCUCAAAGAAGCAGGGCAGGUUGUUCCUGCUGCUCUCCUGAACUUCGGAACUCAUGUUAAGAAGAAGGAGUCGAAGUUAUAUGGGGCGCAUUUUCGAGAGAUUGGUGCAGAUGCUCCAAAAGCUACAAAGAUAACAUUUGGCGACUCCGAUGAUGAAAGUUGAGUGUCUUCAGAAGUAUACCUAAAUUUGUUAUUUAUGUUAGACGAAUGGUACUGCAGAAGUUGCAACAAUAUGUCAAUUUUGACCUCAGUAAUAUGCUUUAGGAAAGCGAUUCCUUUCCAGUUUCUCUGUAAUCUGUAUCUCGACUCUUGAUGCUAAACUAUUGUUAGGUUAUAGGAAAUAUUGAUUCAAAUCUGCUGACAACUUCCUGUUCUGAGUUAAGACAACUUCCUUCCAUAUGGAAAGGACGAAAUCAGGAACUCGUAGUUUAGACAUAAUAUAUCAAUGCUGCUGCUGCUGCUGCUGCGGAUUUCUUAUUGAACAACAUUCAUGAAUCCAAAAACAUUCCCAUCUGCCAUUUUCAUCAACUCCCAAACUAGCUUUCCCGAUCCAACAUCAUUGUACAAAGCAAAACAUCCGAUCAGUGAAUCCGUCCCACCUUACCCUUUAGCCUUUAUCCUCAACAAAUGGCACUUUAUCCCUCAUACUCCAAGUCUCCUCAAAUAGCAACUCCCGUGGAAUUGAUGGUAAUUCAACCGUCCAGAUGGCCAAGCAACUGGUUCUUAGAACACUGAGCCUCGGGGUUCCUAAAUUUCCCGAGUAAAUUAAAGGAUUGGUUACGUGUUCAUAGCUUAACCUGAAAUAUUUGGCUGUAAAGAAAGGAAAAAUAAUGCCCAGUGUACGCGUUGGUAAGUUUCAAGGUCUGCUUUUCAGAAGCAAUGACGUGCUUGUUAGCUCUAAAGCCGGGCUCUGAGAAUAAUGGAUGUGUGAAUAUAUACCGAUUGUAAAGUUCGAACAAAACCGUUUGAUGAUCAACUAAUGCCGGUUGAAGCACAAGAAGCAGUGUCAGCUCUUAGGAAUAUAAUGAAUAAUUUUAAUGUACGUGGUCUCAUGAAGGUUAGUAGAGACGAAGUUGAAGAGAUGCACGAUUUACCAGUUAGACUAAUGCGAUGCAAUAGAUUAGGUAUUUUGGAAAAUGUAUACAUGUAUUAUUUUAAAAAAAAAAUUCAAAAUUUGUAAUCUUUUAUAAAUUUUUUUUUUGAGGAGAGAUAAUCAUUUUGUAAAUAUUUUCAAUUUACGCUGCGUGGUAACUUUAACAUGUGAGUUUGAUAGGUUAUUGGAGAAUUCAUUGUCAUGGAAGGAGAAGUAGACAUAUAAAUUAGUCCUACUUUCUCACUCAGUGUAGUUGUGUCA
Oldenlandia corymbosa var. corymbosa is the source of this 3117-nucleotide messenger RNA. The record is from the annotation of a GenBank genome assembly. Lineage: Eukaryota; Viridiplantae; Streptophyta; Magnoliopsida; Gentianales; Rubiaceae.